AUGAUGAGCAAGGCAGUGGGAGCAAGUCUGAUGGCUAGUCUGAUGGCAGCAGCCUGGCCACUGACGGUGGAGACAGUCCCAGCCCCAGUGGAUGUGGUGCUUCAACACAUGCUUCCGGGAAGGAACCCCACCGAUAUGUUCGCUUUAGACCUAGAGGAUUUGCGCGUUUUUGCUCGAGAGCGGGGCACUGAUGGCACUGAUGGGAAUAAUGACCACACUGGCUGUGAUGACUACGAUGAUGACAACAACCACAGCUACCGGGCAGACCAACCCCAGAGAAAUCCCAGGCAGCAUGGCAGUCGGACCCAGUACGUCCCCUACAUUUGUGCCUAA
Molecule: messenger RNA, 333 nt
Organism: Aspergillus fischeri NRRL 181
Lineage: Eukaryota; Fungi; Ascomycota; Eurotiomycetes; Eurotiales; Aspergillaceae
Exons: 2
Coding region: 1-333 (110 amino acids)
Source: RefSeq, a predicted model, not a curated record